Colletotrichum truncatum is the source of this 1251-nucleotide messenger RNA. Its product is annotated as pheromone receptor 1. Gene Ontology annotation, biological process: G protein-coupled receptor signaling pathway. Gene Ontology annotation, molecular function: mating-type factor pheromone receptor activity. Gene Ontology annotation, cellular component: plasma membrane. The record is from RefSeq and is a predicted model, not a curated record. NCBI's taxonomy places the organism in Eukaryota, Fungi, Ascomycota, Sordariomycetes, Glomerellales, Glomerellaceae.
AUGGCGCCUACGUCAUAUAUAGUGGUGGCACGCACCGUCGAAGUAAUUCCUCUACAGCCAGUGGCACCCUAUGCAAGAGACGACUUGACAGUUAACCUCGUAUUCCGGGUAACUCUUUCUUUCUUUGCUAACCUGGUCUGCGUUGUGCCGCUCAAGUACCUGGCCCAUCACGGCGAAUUCGCAGCAGCAGUCUUCGUCUGUACGGUCAUUGUCCUAAAUGCCCUCACAAUCGUCAACUCUCUCAUCUGGCGCGAUAACAACGUCGAAAACUGGUGGAAAGGGCAUGUUUGGUGCGAUGUCCACCCUUACAUUUAUCAAACAGCAUCGACUAUCUUCCUAACGUCGGCCAUAGCCAUCAUGCAGAAUCUCGCCCAGCAGGUGAAAUUGUUGCGGGUCGGCCCUGUGAGUAUCACCGAGAAGCACAGGAAGAUGUGGCUUCAGUUCUCAAUCAUUUUCCCGCUCCCUAUCAUUCAGAUGGGAUGGCUGUACCCUCUAUCGACUCAGAGAUACAUCAUCGGUCCUCUUAAAGGGUGCUUAUGGAGUGCCACACCAAGUUGGCCAUUCACUGUUUUCUUUCUGCUCCCUAGCCCACCCCUAGCUCUACUAGCAGCUUCUUACUCAAUCCUCGCCUGGAAAAAUUACCUAGAAAUUGAGCCGAUUACUCGCUCGGCGAUCGCAUCAGACACUUCAGCUGCUGGAAGACUAAAUCGUACUAGAUGCCGUCUUCUAUUCAUGAUAACCUACGUUAUACUCCCGGCCCUCGUACCAAUCUGCGUAUAUAAUGUACACGAGAUCAUCUCAUACUAUUCUUGGCAGCAAUUCAACUUCCGAAAAGUUCACUACGAAAACAACCCCUGGCCGUGGGACUCUGUUAUACUGUAUACAUCCGACCAGAUGCCGUUUGUUGAGCUCAACUUUGACUACCUGUAUUCUGCAACAGGCGUCAUGGUCUUUGUGUUCUUCGGCUUCACAAGCGAUACUAAAGACUACUACCGCCGUUGCAAGCGCGCCAUGCGUCUCGACGGCCUCUUCAACAGCCUGCGUGACAAUUCCAGCCCAAAUGAGAGGCCGGACCACUUAGGCCCAUUGAGGCCACGGCUAUCAUCAUCAGCGGCGGAGCUUGCUAAGGAAGACUUCCGCCGAGAUGCCGAUAUCAGUCGCAUAUCGCAGUUACAGAGCUCAACAUCGUCGUCGCCGCCUCCUUACUCUCCUGAGCUCGAUGUUACCAUCAGUGGAAAGCUCCUCAUGUAA